Messenger RNA from Engraulis encrasicolus (European anchovy), 5250 nucleotides. RefSeq lists its product as uncharacterized. Gene Ontology annotation, biological process: regulation of transcription by RNA polymerase II. Gene Ontology annotation, cellular component: nucleus. Lineage: Eukaryota; Metazoa; Chordata; Actinopteri; Clupeiformes; Engraulidae. Gene Ontology annotation, molecular function: DNA-binding transcription factor activity, RNA polymerase II-specific. The transcript has 2 exons. Bases 401 to 2263 code for a protein of 620 amino acids. The record is from RefSeq and is a predicted model, not a curated record.
ACCAGUUAUUUGCCUAAUCAAGGCAUUUUCUCCAUCAAAAACACUGCUAAAUUAUCAAAGAUGUAUCCAUUUCCCCUUGACAUGUACCUCUCAAAUGGGAUGCGUUGAUUGCCAAAGCUAGGUCUGAAAGUAUUCUUCUUGAAACACUGAAUUCUGCUCAGCUUAUGUUAGCAAUGCGUUAGCUGAAUGGUUGGGGUAAAUAUUGCAAUGUUACCGAUAGACAAAUAUCAGUUUAUUCUUUCCAUGCGUAGGCUCGACCGUCUAGUCUAGAGCCUGUCUGGCCAGCAUCUGUAGUGUGAUAAAGAGAAGACGGACUGUUACAGGUGUAAAUAUACCACUUGGUAGUGGGUAAUUGCCUGUCCCUCUGGGGCAUAUUGACCACUAUAAGCAUACAGCUGCGAUGUCCAAAGUCGAGCGUUUGAACGCCCGGGUGGCGAAGUUGUUGACGGUAGCCGUGCACGAGGUUCUGGAGGUGGUGCGAGAGACUGUGUCGGAGUACCAGGAGAAAACCGCUCGCACUCAGAGGGAGAACGAGAGACUCAAGCGGAAAGUGCAAGAUUUGCAAGAGAAACUGAAGAGGGAGGAUGCAGGAGCCGUCACACCUGUCAGUGGUGGUGCAGGCGAGAAGACCCCUGCACUUGAGGAAGAAUCUUUGCCGGUCAAAGAAGAGCGGCAAGUUCCAAGUCAGCAGGAGGAUGAGCAACAGACUCCUGUCGUCGGGGUAGAGCAGGUCAUUAUAAAGUGCGGCUCGUCAGAGGACAUACCCGCCCUCCUGAAUAACGGCCUCACAGAUGACAGCAGCGAUGCGGAGGGAGUUCAUUUUGUCGGCUGCUACAAUAGCACAGACUCUGUUAGCCCAACGGCUAAAAGUCCCUCUGGUGGUGGCGGCGUCCGAAAAAGACAGAAACAAACACAGCAAUACAAGGAGGAAUUCGAUCCGGUGGAUUCACUAGAUACGGGGACCACAGCUGAGAGUAAGUUAUUUGCAGACAAACAGCUGUGUCUAGACAUGAUUAACCCUGACGUCCAUAACUUGGAACUGGCAGGUACACGGACGUCACUAAACCCCCAGCACCACAGCAGCGUAUCCUCCUCCUCCCCUCCUCCUAGUACAAACCACACGUGCGCUUCCAACGGCCCGCACAGCUCGGACUCUGGGGCACCAGACUACCCCUUCCUCCCCGUCACACACAUCAUCAAAACAGAGCCAGACACGGAGGACUGCAACAGCGCCACCCAGAGGGAGGAUUACGUCACUCCGGGCUUUGACAUCCUGAGGGACGGUGGACUGGACCUGGAGCAGGCAUUGCACGCAGAGGCGGUGACCAUGCCAACCACAGCAGCAUCAGGACCAGCUCCAGCGUCAGCAUCAGCAGCAUCCUUGUACCACCGCAGCAGGCACGCUGCUAACGAGCUUUUUCUGGACGUCAAUGGCCGUUACGAGGUGGGACUGGAGGCGGGCUCAAACGGACUGCUGGGAGGAGGACCGGUUGGCAUGGAGAACCACCCGAACCACCACCAUCACCAUGGAGGAGGAGGGAGAGAAAUUGGGGGUGGUCGUCUUGGCAUGGGCUCUCCAAACCACCGUCACGUAGGAUCGAGAGGAGAAGGAGGAGGAAGAGGAAGAGCAGGAGAAGGAGGAGUCGGAGGUGGCACACUUGGCAUGGGAUCCCCACACCGUCACCACCGAGGAGAAAUUGGGUCUGGUCCCCUUGGCUUGGGGAUGCCAAACUGCCAUCGAGGAGGAGGAGUUGGCAUGGGGACCCCAAGUCGAGGAGGACUAAGGGGAGGACAAGGGGGAGGUGUUGGGGGUGGCGGUCCCCUCGGGAUGGGGCCCCCACACCGCCGAGUGCCAGGUUUAGGAAGAGGUGGACUAGGAGGAGCUAGAGGGGGAGGGGGAGGGGGAGGACUGGGCGGUCUACCGAGGCCUUAUUCACGCCGACACAACACCACCACCAACAACCACCACACCGCAUCAUCAUCAUCUUCAGUAGUGCCCUCGUCUGCGAUGCCCAAGCGCUACUGUUGCCCGCUGUGCGGCCGCAGCUUCAACCACGCGGGCGACUUUAAGAAGCACAAGCGUGUGCACACGGGCGAGAAGCCGUACGGAUGUGGCGUGUGUGGCAAGAGGUUCAGCCAGUCGGGUUACCUGACCGUGCACCUGAGGUACCACACGGGCGAACGGCCCUACACCUGUAUGUGUGGAAAGAGCUUCAGCCACUCCAGCAACUUCAGGAAGCACCAGCAGACUCACCUGACCUGAUGCUACCAUGGUAACGACCUCUGACCUUGUACCACACGGGUGAACGGCCCUACACCUGUAUGUGUGGAAAGAGCUUCAGCCACUCCAGCAACUUCAGGAAGCACCAGCAGACUCACCUGACUUGAGCUGAGCUGAUGUUACCAUGGUAACAACCUCUGACCUUGCACUGCCACAAAGGUUGAAUGGCCCUACGUCUCUGUGUGGAAAGCAUUUUAGCCACUCCAGCAGCUUCAGGAAGCGCCAGCCGACACACUUUACCUGACGUUACCAUAGUAAUGACAUCUGACCCUGAGAUAUAUCUCAUAGGGGUAUACCGUCAGGAUGCAGCACCCGAGUUGCUACACGGGCGAACGACCCUACAUCUGUACGGUGUCUGGAAAGAGCUGAAGCCACUCAGACAGCAGCUUCAGACAGCAUCAGCAGACUCGCCUGACCUGAUGUUCCCAUAGUGAUGACAUCUGACCCUUAGAUGACAUGUGGCUGAAAGGCUCUACAUCUGUGUGGUGGGCAGAAAAAGUGAAGCCAAGGAAACACCAGCAGACUCACCUGACCAGGGGUGCAUUUCUGGAAAGCGUAGUUGCUAACUAUGUUUGCUACUUUGUUGGUUGCAAUGCAAUUUCCCAUUGGCAACUACCGAAGUUGCUAGCUGCUAACAGCUACGCUUUCCAGGAAUGCACCCCUGACAUGGCGUUACUGUGGCAGACCUUUUUGUCCCAGUGCGACUGUACAGGUUAACGGCCCUACAUCUUAAGAGAGCUGUAGCAAGAGACCAGAAGACUCACUUGGCGCUCAGCAGGGGUGCAUUUCUCGACAGUGUUGUUAACUAAGUCAGCAACUUGUUGUUUACAAUGCAAUUUCCCAUAUAUGGAUUCUAAAUUGUUGUUCUCCCCUGGCUGCGCACAACUCAACCUCUGAUUGUUGGGAACUGCUGUCGGUCAAAAAAUUAGCUCACAUGGUUGGCUGCCAGUGUCUUGCCCCUCCUCACAACACAGUGUUUAUAAACAAAAAAAAAAACAUGUAUCGAGAACCUACUAAGUCGCUAACCAGUUAGCAACAGCGCUGUCGAGAAAUGCACCCCUGAUCUGUUGUUGCUAUGGUAACGACCUCCUCUGACCCUGCACCACUGACAGGUGAAGGGCCUUGCGGGGAAAGCGACACACUUGGGGACACCCAGAGCCGUCUAAUAAGAGAGUUGUGUCAACUGGGGACCAGGAAGUCGGUUGGUGAUAUGAUUCACAAAGAUUAAAAUAUUUCUAAACAGCAACUUUCUGUUUGCUGGAAACUAACACAGAACCAUUACAUACCAAACAAAGAUUAAGUACAAACUAAUUACAUUUAUUUACCUUAACCACAUUUGUGUUCUACGGCCACCUCCUGGAACUAAGUGACUACUUCUAUUGGAACUAAAGACAAUGGUGAUUUACAUGUAAAACGCUCCGUGAGGCUCCUAGAGAGCCGCCAUUGCUGUGGAAAGAUUGGACCAUUGAGGUCUAUGGGAGUGACGUAACUCUCAUUAGAUGGCUCUGGGGACACCUAUGUGGUCAAGUGGCGCUAUACACAAGGUGUUAACACAGUAGGUCCAGAACCACAUUGUAGCCUACCCAUGAUGUUACCGUGGUGCCAAAGAGCCUUCCUUGUGCAAUUUUCUGUGUGCUCAUGUAGAAGUACAAAUAUGUUUGUUCAAGACUAUUAUUGUUAUUUAACAGUUGGGAGGUAAAAAAAUGAAUGCAUUUAGCAGAACUGCAAAAAGUAAGGUCUUUGAAUGUGUCAUAGAGAAGUACAGAAACUGUGAACGUUUUACUGAACAUGGCAUUGUUUCAGGUCCUCAAGGCUUUGUUUGAAGUCCACCACUAACUCCACCAGUUUCACACAAGGACACAGCAGAGUUGGUUUGCACAGUUUGUUGUUUAGUUUACUUCCAGAAACAGCCUAAAGUGGGGUAUAAUAUAAUGUACGUAUGGAUACUUGUAAAGGCUUGUCCACAUUUUACAACUUCAACUAGAGAUAGCUACAUAACAAUGAUGAUGCCCGUUUCUCAUGAGCAUCAACGAGCAUAUGGCAUGAAGUGACCUCUAUACAUUCUAAAAGCAGGGGUUGGGAACCUUUCUCAUUCGAGGGACCAUUUCAAAUUCAUCUGAGGGCCGGAUCAUCAUAAUUAGUACGCUAUAACUGGCCCCAGUAUUACAGUCAGGGCUCCAAAUUAACUUUUUUCAUCACCAGCCAAAAUGGCUAGUAGAUGUCAAUCAUACUAGCCAAACACAAACUCACUAAUGGGUCGAAGUGGCUAGUAAGCUUCUUUUCUACCAGCCAAACUGAAUUUUCACCAGCAUUUGGCUGGUUGGCUGGUGUUAAUUUAGAGCCCUGAUUACAGUAGUUCUAUUCUGGCCCAUAUCUCUGACCGCCUCCCUUCAAUGAAAAAUGAUGUUGAUGGUGAGUCAAGUCAUAGCAUAUACCACAACAGGCAUUACAGAGGGCAAACACAAUUGUUUCCCUGAAAUCCAAAAGUGUAGAAGUUGUAUGUUAAAUUGAUGAAUAUUAAUGUUGACCCACAAAUUGACUUAGACAGAUUCUAUUCAAAUAAACUUACUGUAAAUUAGGCCAUAGACAUGCAACACAUGGAGCAGUGGGGGUUGGAUGCACGACAGUGAAUAAGCUAGACAGACAGACAGACAGACAAACAGUGUCUGGAGCAGUGUGUGUGUUUUUUAUCUGACUUUUAAAGCACAUGUUGUGUAUGAAUGUGUGCUAUACAAAUAUGUUUGAUUGUUGUUGUUAUUAUUAUUAUUAGUAUUAUAUGCCUCACAGUGAGUGUGCUCAUAUGCAGUUCAGUAUCCCGAAUAUGAGGCUUGUCCUGGUUAUGAUCAAGGGUGAGUUUCUCAAAAGGGAAGUUGUUAGCCUGUUAGCAACUUCGGUAGUUGCCAAUGGGAAAAUGCAUUGAAAGCAACGAAGUAGCUAAUGUAGUAAGCAACUUUGGUUUUGAGAAAUUC